AUGCUCAAGCGGCACGGCGGCCGGGCCGGGGAGGAGGAAGGCGGCGGGGACGGCUACGUGGACGCGCGGCUGUCGCGGCGUAUCUUGGAGCAGGCGCGGCAGCAGCAGGAGGAGCUGGAAGCUGAGCAUGGCCCCGGCGCGCCCGCCGCCCCCAGGCAGCGCAGCACGGCGCUGGGCCCGGCGGUGCGCGGCCCCGGCUCGGACUCGGAGGAUGACGAGGAGUGGCCCUCGCUGGAAAAAGCGGCGGCGGUGGCAGCAGGACGGAGCGGGGAGUACGGCGGGGAGGUGGUGGUGGACCCCGAGGACGAGAAAGCCAUCGAGAUGUUCAUGAACAAGAACCCGCCGCUGAGGCGCACGCUGGCGGACAUCAUCAUGGAGAAGAUCACGGAGAAGCAGACGGAGGUGGAGACGGCGCUGUCGGAGAUCUCGGGCUGCCCCAUGCCCCAGCUCGAUCCCCGCGUCCUGGAGGUCUACAGGGGCGUCAGAGAGGUGCUGUCCAAAUACAGGAGUGGGAAACUCCCCAAGGCAUUUAAAAUCAUUCCUGCCUUGUCCAACUGGGAGCAGAUCCUCUACAUCACGGAGCCGGAGACAUGGACAGCAGCUGCCAUGUACCAAGCCACCAGGAUAUUCUCAUCCAACCUGAAAGAGAGGAUGGCCCAGCGGUUCUACAACCUGGUGCUGCUGCCGCGGGUCAGGGAUGACAUUGCUGAGUACAAGCGCCUCAAUUUUCACCUCUACAUGGCUUUGAAGAAGGCUUUGUUCAAGCCAGCAGCCUGGUUCAAAGGGAUCCUCAUCCCCCUCUGCGAGUCGGGGACCUGCACGCUGCGGGAGGCCAUCAUCAUCGGCAGCAUCCUCACCAAGUGCUCCAUCCCCGUCCUCCACUCCAGCGCGGCCAUGCUGAAGAUCGCCGAGAUGCAGUACAGCGGCGCCAACAGCAUCUUCCUCCGCCUGCUCAUCGACAAGAAAUACGCCCUGCCCUUCCGCGUGGUGGACGCCCUCGUCUUCCACUUCCUGGCCUUCCGCACAGACCAGCGGGACCUGCCCGUGCUGUGGCACCAGAGCUUCCUGGCCUUAGCCCAGCGCUACAAGGAGGACCUCUCCUCGGAGCAGAAGGAGGCUUUGCUCGAGCUGCUCAAGUUCCACAGCCACCCGCAGAUCUCGCCCGAGAUCCGGAGGGAGCUGCUGAACUCCAAGACGCGGGACGUGGAGGGGCAGCCGCCCGCGGCCAUGGAGUGAGUUGGGGAGAGGCAGGAAAAUCCUGCGGCCUGACUCGCUCCUGGGGUGCUGUUGGGUGCUGCUGGGAGCCCAGUGUGGGAGCAUCUGGGUGGGAUCCUGCUGCUCCAGGCGGGCGCUGGGGGCUGGACUGCUCAUUCUGCCCCUGUCCCACCCAGGAACCUGCUGCCAUCAGCACCGGGGAGGGGUUUUGGCUUGUUUCCUGUAUUGGAAAAUAAAACCCGUGUCCCAUC
This is a messenger RNA of Athene cunicularia (burrowing owl), 1466 nucleotides long. It is a transcript of the gene BYSL, whose product is annotated as bystin like. The record is from RefSeq and is a predicted model, not a curated record. Gene Ontology annotation, molecular function: snoRNA binding. Bases 1 to 1236 code for a protein of 411 amino acids. Gene Ontology annotation, cellular component: nucleolus; cytoplasm; preribosome, small subunit precursor. Lineage: Eukaryota; Metazoa; Chordata; Aves; Strigiformes; Strigidae. The transcript has 8 exons. Gene Ontology annotation, biological process: rRNA processing.